Molecule: messenger RNA, 2350 nt
Organism: Rattus rattus (black rat)
Lineage: Eukaryota; Metazoa; Chordata; Mammalia; Rodentia; Muridae
Gene: Foxp4
Product: forkhead box P4
Exons: 16
Coding region: 16-2070 (684 amino acids)
Biological process (GO): regulation of transcription by RNA polymerase II
Cellular component (GO): nucleus
Molecular function (GO): RNA polymerase II cis-regulatory region sequence-specific DNA binding; DNA-binding transcription repressor activity, RNA polymerase II-specific
Source: RefSeq, a predicted model, not a curated record
CCCGAUAGAGCGGCAAUGAUGGUGGAGUCUGCAUCGGAGACAAUCAGGUCGGCUCCGUCUGGUCAGAACGGCGUGGGCAGCCUCUCUGCGCAGGCUGAUGGCGGCGGUGGGGCCGGGACCGCAGGCACGGCCCCGGCUGCAGGCAGGGACGCCUCAGGCAGGGAAGCGGCCAGCGGAGCUGACAGCAACGGCGAGAUGAGCCCUGCGGAGCUUCUGCACUUCCAACAGCAACAGGCUCUCCAGGUGGCCCGGCAGUUCCUGUUGCAGCAAGCCUCCAGCCUGAACUCCCCGGGGAACAAUGACAGUAAACAGUCGGCCUCUGCAGUGCAGGUGCCUGUGUCUGUGGCCAUGAUGUCCCAGCAGAUGCUUACCCCCCAGCAGAUGCAGCAGAUCCUGUCGCCACCUCAGCUGCAGGCCUUGCUGCAGCAGCAACAGGCUCUCAUGCUCCAACAGCUGCAGGAAUAUUACAAGAAGCAGCAGGAACAGCUCCACUUGCAGCUCCUCAGCCAGCAGCAGGCUGGGAAACAGCAGCCCAAAGAGGCUCUGGGGAACAAACAGCUGGCCUUCCAGCAGCAGCUCCUGCAGAUGCAACAGUUGCAGCAACAGCACUUGCUCAACCUACAGAGGCAGGGGCUGGUCAGCCUGCAGCCUAGCCAAGCCUCAGGGCCCCUCCAGGCCCUCCCGCAAGCAGCCGUGUGCCCGACAGACCUGCCCCAGCUGUGGAAAGGCGAGGGUGCCCCGGGGCAGCCUGCUGAGGAUGGCGGCAGGCAGGAGGGGCUGGACCUCGCCAGCCCAGCUGCUACUGCUACCUCGUUCGCCAGCCCUCCCAAGGUCUCCCCGCCCCUCUCCCACCACCCCUUACCCAACGGACAACCCACUGUGCUCACAUCUCGGAGAGACAGCUCCUCCCAUGAGGAGACCCCCAGUUCCCACCCUCUUUAUGGACAUGGAGAAUGCAAGUGGCCCGGCUGUGAGACCCUGUGUGAAGACCUGGGCCAGUUUAUCAAACACCUCAACACAGAGCAUGCUUUGGAUGACCGGAGCACGGCCCAGUGCCGCGUGCAGAUGCAGGUGGUCCAACAGCUGGAGAUCCAGCUGGCCAAGGAGAGUGAGAGGCUGCAGGCCAUGAUGGCACAUCUGCAUAUGCGACCUUCCGAGCCCAAGCCCUUCAGCCAGCCACUGAACCCAGUCCCUGGCUCCUCCUCAUUCUCCAAGGUGACCGUCUCCGCAGACCCAUUCCCAGAUGGCCUCGUGCACCCCCCAACUUCAGCCGCUGCCCCUGUCACACCCCUGCGUCCCCCUGGCCUGGGCUCUGCCUCUUUGCACGGUGGGGGCCCUGCCCGCAGGAGAAGCAACGACAAAUUCUGCUCCCCCAUCUCCUCAGAGCUGGCCCAGAAUCAUGAGUUCUACAAGAACGCAGACGUCAGGCCCCCCUUCACCUACGCCUCCCUUAUCCGCCAGGCCAUUUUGGAGACUCCAGAUAGGCAGCUGACCCUAAAUGAGAUAUAUAACUGGUUCACCAGGAUGUUCGCCUAUUUUCGAAGAAACACGGCCACCUGGAAGAAUGCCGUGCGCCACAACCUCAGCCUGCACAAGUGUUUCGUCCGCGUGGAGAAUGUCAAGGGGGCCGUGUGGACUGUGGAUGAGCGGGAAUAUCAGAAACGGAGACCGCCAAAGAUGACAGGGAGCCCCACUCUGGUGAAGAACAUGAUCUCCGGCCUCAGUUAUGGGGCACUUAACGCCAGCUACCAGGCUGCCCUGGCAGAGAGUAGCUUCCCUCUCCUCAGCAGCCCCGGCAUGCUGAACCCUGGCUCAGCCAGCAGCCUUCUGCCCCUCAGCCAGGAUGACAUGGGCGCCCCUGGGGAACCACUACCCAGCAAUGGGAGCAGCAGCCCCCCUCGCCUCUCCCCUCCUCAGUACAGUCACCAGAUACAAGUCAAAGAGGAGCCUGCUGAGGCAGAGGAAGACCGACGGCCGGGACCUCCCCUGGGCGCCCCCAACCCCAGCACUGUGGGGCCUCCAGAAGACAGGGACCUGGAGGAGGACCUGGCAGGAGAGGACAUGUCCUAAGGGCUGGGUGGGCAGGCAGGGCAGAACAAGACCCUGCCGCCCAGUCUGGACCCCGGCCCACCCACCCCACUCUACAGCCCCUCCAACCUCAAGGCACUUCGGGGACUUGGACGGGGGAGACCUGGGCCCCACGCCACCUGACUGACAGACGCCUGGGGUCAGGCACAUCCCUGCCUCCCCAAGAGAACACAGAAUCCUUGGACUGGGACCCAUAGAGGACAUGGAGGGCCCAGACCCUCUCAGCCCCUCCCUGUAUUCCCAACCACCACCAGCAGCAGCA